UAGAUAUAUAAUAAUGAUACACACCUAUAUAGUAUAUAAUGAACCAAUGCUAGUGAUCUUGAUCAGUCCAUUACGUAGUGACUUGCGUUAAAAUGCUGAAGUUGCAAAUUAUUCUCACUCUCGUGUGGGCGGGUUUGGCGUUGUGCAAACAGUACAAGUACAAUGCUGACGUCGAUGGUUGGUUGAAAGUUCACAAGGCUCCUCUAACGUGGUUGGAAGCUUUCAUGAAGUGUCACUUGGAAGAUGCAGUUUUAGCGUCACCCUCAACUGCCGAACUACGUACAGCUAUGUUGAAUGCGGUGGAGGAAUCAGGAAUCGAUUUUCCUAUUUACAUAGGAAUUAAAGAAUUGUUCGUUUAUGGACAUUACACAUCUAUCGAAGGGGUUCAAUUAGAAGACAUGCCUGUUAAGUUUCCUUCUACCAAUGGCACAAAACCUAAAGAGUGUAUGAGUAUGACAAGAGAUAGAGCAGUCACAUUUAAUAGCUGCGACCAAUGGUGGCCAUACAUUUGCUAUAAGAAAAACUCUACUCAACUGAAGUACAACUUCGAUUGUGGAACUUUUGACCCAGCGUACCACUACAAUUCUGUGACGGGUAGCUGCUACAAGUUGCACAAGCAAGCAAGGACUUGGAAAGGAGCAAAUAAGGUGUGCGUUGCCGAGGGAGGCCACCUCGUUAUCAUCAACGAUCAAAAGGAGGCUGACGUCGUGGUGAAUUUAUUGAAAGAAAAAUUACCACAAAAGAAUGAUUCUUUUGAUCUACUAUCCCACACUGGAUUUUAUAACUGGAACAGCGAUUUAUUAACCUUCCUUACUAUUCAUGGAGAGAAAAUGGAUACUGUUUACAAUAACUGGUACAACAAUAAAAAUUACAUCAAAGGUGUGCAUGCAUUUGGAGGAAUCUUAGGUAGCGGUAGACUGGAUAUAGGAACGACCGCUCGAGAAGCUUACUUUGUUUGUGAAAAGGAUCCAAACAUUCAACUUUUUGACCAGCAAGAAAGAAUAUUAAGGAAGAUUUAUUGAAUGUAAAUGAAGAUUCGAUUCUGAGCCAAAAUCUGAUUUCUUAAUUGUAAAACAUUAGCAAGUUAUUCAAUGUAUGUAAAUUGUAACGUCUAAACUAGCUAAGAAUAUUCUAAUAUGGUAACAAAUUUAGAUUAUUAUAUUACAUUAUAGUUAUUACUUUUUUUUAUGAAACACGCCGGUAAUCGAGCAGGCGUAUUACCUGAUGGUAAGCAAUCGCUGCCGCCCAUGGACACUUGAAACACCAGAGGCGUUACAAGGGCGUUGCUUUUUGGGAGUUAGGAAUUUAAAGGUUGUUGAGGAAUCGGGGAUUGGGAAGAUUGGGAAGGGGGGAAUUGAGCCUCUGGUAACCGCACUCACACAACGAAACACAACGUAAGCGUUGUUUCACGUUGGUUUUCUGUAAGACCGUGGUAUCACUCCGGUCGAGCCGGCCCAACUUUAUUGCGCAUCAAUGUAAAUGGGUGGGUCUUUAUUUGAAAUUCAUUAUUUGUUACCAGUUUAACUGCGUGUUCCCGAUUAAAGUUAAUCCUAUAAUAGGAGUAACUUUAAAAGAAGCACAAUGACUUGCGAUUCUAGAACGGUAAAAGUACACAUAAUCCUUAUCCAUGCUAAUAUUAUGAAUAUGAAACUAUGUGUCUGUUUAUUUGUCCGUCUUUCGCGGCAAAAUAGACCCACGGAUUGACAUGAUUUUUUUUUCAUUUGAAAGAAGGUGUCGAAAAACAAUAAAAUAUAUUCAGUUAACUUAAA
Molecule: messenger RNA, 1769 nt
Organism: Spodoptera frugiperda (fall armyworm)
Lineage: Eukaryota; Metazoa; Arthropoda; Insecta; Lepidoptera; Noctuidae
Product: C-type mannose receptor 2-like
Exons: 6
Coding region: 93-1022 (309 amino acids)
Molecular function (GO): signaling receptor activity
Source: RefSeq, a predicted model, not a curated record